Poecilia latipinna (sailfin molly) is the source of this 5750-nucleotide messenger RNA. RefSeq lists its product as uncharacterized. The transcript is spliced from 6 exons. The coding region runs from base 2029 to 4011 and encodes 660 amino acids. Lineage: Eukaryota; Metazoa; Chordata; Actinopteri; Cyprinodontiformes; Poeciliidae. The record is from RefSeq and is a predicted model, not a curated record.
UAAGAAACAAAUCCUUCCCCAAAUUUGAUGCAUGCAGUCGGAUGUUUGAGGACAAUGUGCAACUGGCUCCACCAGAGCUCUCACAGCAUUACACAAAAAGUUGUGUCAUUUGAAUGUAUUCCCCAAAACGCAACCUAAGAUGCCAAUUUCUCCUCCGAUAGCCAAUACAUGAUGAGCACCAUGGCUGAAUUACGAAUAUAAUCUCAUAUUACUGUUUGUGUUUGUCGCCACCAUUGUUUUCAAUGAUUUCUCGUGUGAACAAGCUUAUUCAAUUGUGAAGUAGUGGGAAAUAGCAAUACAGUAGGACAAAAGUCCUUUAAAUUGGAAGUGAGACUAAUAUGAAGACUUAUGUGAAAAUAAGCAUGUGAAACAUUUACAUAUUAACUAUUUUUUAAUGUGUGGCAAUUAAUUCUUCAACACUAACCUCAUAAUAACAUAAACCAGAAAAAUUGUAGGAAUUCUGUGAUGGAGAGAGUCAUGUGAUCAUGAUCAUUUCUUGCGAGUUAUACUAAUAGUUACGACUACUAAUUGGUGGCAGCGACCACCAAGCCAUGUAGUGGCCAUCAGUAGCAACAUGCUGCAGGUAUUUCUCAGGUUGUAACAGUAAUGAUCAGCCUACUUUUCAAUGUGAAGUCAGAACUCUUAUGUUGACACAAGUUAUUUCACUGACAUCACUUGUUAGUGGUUGCUUUGGUUUGAAGUUGAAUCACAUGCCAUCUGUAAAAGCAAGGGAGUGGUUUCCUCAUGCUGGCUUUGAUGUACAUGGUCAAGCAAAAAAAAAAGACUGAGUGAAAAACCGUCCUUGUGUGGAGAGUGCCUGAAUCUAGAGUGCUUAUUAGGACAACCUCUCCCUCAAGAUUUCUCCUCAAAGGAAAUCCAUGUUCAAAGACAACAGAAAGAUCCCUUGGUGUUGGUAAGAAAGCACAAGCACUUGUUUGUUCAUGAGUGCAGUGUUGGUUUCAAAAUUUUUAAAUUAAUGUGGCGCUAUAAAAAGUCAUACUGUUGAUGCUUCUUGGGCAUUUAACAAGUAAAGGCUUUAUUGUCGCAUGUUUGCUUUUCAAGCAUUGAGACGAUUCGUCAAUGUAGCAAAACUAAUCUAAAUCCCUACAACCCCAUAAUAAUUGAGAUGAGCUUGUUUUUUUUUUCAUUCUAUUCUUUCUUAACUGCAGUAAGGGUUGUAAGUGGCAACAGGUGGAAGCAUGUGUUGAGUGACACUCGCUCUUGACUGAAAUGUGUAUGUUUACAUUAUAUUUAAACUAUAUAUCCACACAGUAUUGUCUAGGCAUACCUCUCCACUGACACAAAUGAUAACUGCCUUACUCUUUCUAUCUGAUCUCAAAAAGGAUCUUUCCUCAAGACACAAAAAUACAAAAAUAGUGUAUUAAUUAUUCUGGUUUCACAUAAUGCAAUUUGGGUAAAAUGUGUUUGUGUGUUAGUGAAGGGGUAUAAAGCUCUGCUGAGAAGGAGCUGCUGUUCUGUCUUUCAGGAAAGUUUAAGAACCUCAACAGACAAUCCUGAUGCUAUAAAAACCGUUUUAUCAUUGCACAUGUUUUGCUUCUUGGAAACAACUAUAUAUAAAAGUUAUAUGACAGUUAUAUAAACUCAUCAUCCCCUUCACUGCUAGUCAUUCUAAUUUUAAUAUAAAUUUAUUUGUGCCCUUCUGUAAUGUGGAAAACUAUGGUAUUAUGCAACCUUUUAUAGAGUCUGCUUAAACUACUGUGUGACCAUCUAUCACACUAGAACAGAUGUCUCCAAUCUGACAAAAAAAUGCUGUAAGAAAAGCCCUCCUGUUCAAAGGUAUAAUCUUAAUACUCAUGCAUGUUGGGCUACAAAUAAAUUUUUAACAGGCUUAACUCUUGCGCUUUCAACUACAAAAACCAUUUUGGCUUGAGUGUUGCUUCCCAAAGGCACUUCAAAAAGUAUUUAUGCAUUUUUUUCCCCCCCGUUCCAUUGUAUUAUUUCUUUCAGGUAUCAUCUUCAACUUUCAAGACAGAUAUUGCUCAAGCCCCAAAACACAACAAUGUUGAUAUGGGACAAAUUCAGGGCAUGCAAGCAGAGACACUUUUGUUGACACAUGAUUCAAACACAGCAAUGACAACAUCUCACGAUGAACCUGUGUGGGACGUAGUGAACACUGAAUAUGACAUUACAUCGACCAGCCAAAGUAGCUUUCCACAGGGAAAAUAUGAAUAUAAUGAGUCAGACUCUGAGACUCUAGAAUCACAAGAAAACUGUGGUUCUGUACUUAACAUCAAGUCCUCAAACUCUAGCCCAACAUCACAGAAAUGUGGAUCUCCUCAACUUGAUCAGAUGUUUUCUGAUUUGAAGGAAAUGAAACUGAAGUUAUCACCAGAAAAACUUGAUUCAUAUGCAUCUGAGUCCUCUGAUAGCAGCCCCGAGGAGAAAGAAGCUUACACAUAUGCAGAACUUUCACCUGAAGAGGAAUACCCUACUGAAAAUAUAAAUAAAGUCGGUGUGUUUCCUGUUCCGCAGCUUACAGAAGGUAUUGUAAAUGUAGGACAAUGUCUUGAUACAAAACAUGCAUCUGAGUCAGACUCUGACAUUCAUCAAGAAUCGAAUUCAUCAAUCCCUGAAGUCCAUCAAAAAUUUGGUGAGGAAACUCAACAACAAAGCUUUGGACACUUUCAGUCUUGCCAAAGUAUUCAGAGUCAUACUGAAACAUUUUCUUCUCCGAGAGACACACUUGAGAAAAAUCUGAAUGAGUUCAACAGGAAAAACCUCAUGACAAACACCUAUUCAAAUUGCGAAGGACAAUGCCUACCUUCACAGUCUUUAGAGUCGAGGGGCACAACAGAAGAAGCCUCUGCCGAGACUAACCAAGAUCAGCGUUUAUGGGAGGGAACCUCCACUAAAGCCAUAUCUACCCAGCCUGUGUCUGAUUUUACUCCUGACAUAGCUACAGCUUCGAGACAUUUCAGCUUUGAUGAGCUGAUACCUUACCCCUCUUCCAGGAGUGUAGAAAAACUUUCUGAUGAAUAUUUUGCCCCUGAAUCUCCUAUAUUCAAACUCAAAACUGAAACUUCCUCAUCAGGGUCUGAUGAGGAGUACACCAACCCACUAGAAGCUGCAGAGAUCUCCUCUGCUUCGGGGACCUAUGCCAGGACCCCUCUCAGAAUUGCUGAUGGGACACAGUGCAGAAUGGACAGUCCAAACCUGGAAUACUCUGACAUGGAGUCUUUUUUCGACUGCAAACAAGUAGUGUCGGAUUUGUCAGAGAAUGAAUUUGAUGCGCCUGAGACAGCUGUUAGUGCAGAUCCAGCUCAGCAUCAGUUCGACACAGGGACACAGGAAAAAGCAAAGCAAAAAAUGCUCCCGUCUUCUGGAAGUGAAGAUUAUGAAGACGCUCUUUUGGUUCAUGAGUCGUACAAUCAGGAACUUGAAGAGAGCAGAGAAUCACUACAUCACUCAGAGACAUCAGAUGAAGAAUUCUCUCUGUGCAAAACUUCUCUACCUUCUGGAACUUACUGUACUGAUAAGUCUCUGCAAAGGGAGCUCUCUGCAGAAUUUGGAUCAAUAUCAGAAAGUUCAGAUGAGGAGUUUCUGACCACCAGAAUAAUACGAAGGAGAAUUUUCAUCAAGGAUGAUGAACUAGCUCACCUCCCUGCUCAGUCCGUGACUGAAGAAAAGUACCGAGAUGAAAAUGGGCAUUUAGUUGUCAAAAGGGUUACACGAAAAGUAAUCCGCAAGUGUGCUUCUGUGGAUGGUGAAGAGAUACCGUCAGAAGGAGCUUCUCAGGACUCUUUGACUGUAGCAGACAAAGACGGUUAUUCCAGGACGGCAAAGCGGACCGUACUAAAAAGUGUUGGAGACCACACAGAGGUCACAUUUUUAAAAAGUGAAGGCUUCCUGUCAUCCAGGCAAGAAGAAAUUGAUUCAGAAAAGAAAACUGUGGUUGAGGAGGAACGGACAGCAACUUCCCAGGGAGAUCCAUCUUCGGCCUCAAAGCUCCCAUCAGCUCAAAAUUAUUCCAAACAGGGCCCACAUGCGUAAAGGUUCAACCCACAAACAGUGGUGGAAGGAUCCGUGCAGCACGAAGACGUCCUCAUUUCGCAAUUGGAGGACCCAGGAGAAGAUCAGUUGCCUGUGAUCAAUAGUAGCAACUCCACCAGGUUUUUAGCUGCUGCCAUGAAAAUGAGGACAAAAGACAAAACAGAGGUGGAAGAGCAACUGAAUGACUAACUCUCUCCCCAGAUCCCCAGCUCUCUCCACACUAAAGUCCCUGCUAAUCCUAUGCAUUAGCCACAUGCAAUCCCAGUGUGCACCUCAGAGACACCACAGUCUUCCCAUUUCAGUCCUGGAAGAUGAAUUUUUGUUUUCCAAAUUUUUUUUUCUCUUUUUUUUCACGUUAUCAAACCAUGAUUUUUUUUUGAUUUUUUUUACAUUAUUUUCUGAAGUUGCUUUGCCUUUUUAUGACCAAAGAAAGCCUUCUGUUGUUUCCUUAUUGAGUUAUUCUUAAUGUCUGGGUUGUUGUAGUUUUGCUUUAAACACAUGGAAGAGCAACAGGAAAACAGACGAUAAAAACAGAGGAAUACAGUCCAAGGUAAAGAACAACUUACCUUACAAUAAAUUCAGCUACUGAUGUCUUCGUAGGGGUUCAGAAUUAAACAAAAUAUAUAUAUAUAUAUAUAAUUUACAUCACUCUGGUCCUAACAUGCUUCUUUCACCAACAGCUCGAGUCCUUUUCAUUUUUUUUUUCCUUGACUCAGGUGGUCAGGAUGUCACAAACAGAAAAACGGACUGUGCUGACACAAAAUGUAACUGCUGCUGUCGUGUUUCGUGUAGACUAUGUGUACUCUCGUCUUUAGUAGCCAGAAACAUAUAUUAUCUAUUAUAUGAAAAUAGCUGACAUCUGUAGCCUAGGAAUUAAUAAUCACUCACGUGAAGUAAAACUGGCAUGGCUAAUCAACACGUGUCAGUGAGAUCCCGGCUUUGACUGCUUUUGCCGCUCUGUGGAUUGUCUUUCAGACUUCUUUUCCUUUCCUCAGUGUGUCUUUUUGUGUGUAAUUACAUUUGUUCCUCGGCUUUCUGAUCUUGACUCAUGAGCUAUGGAUGAUGAAUGUGUGCCGAUCAAGCUGCAGCAGUGGUGACUGGUUUCACUAGAGUUUUGCAAGCAUCACCACUUCAAAAGCUAUUUAAAUUUCAGGUAUCCAUCAGGAAAAGAGAAACAUUCACACGUUUCUGUGGAGCAUAACCAGGUAUUUGCAGAACCAUUUAAUGUAAAAAGCUUUAUUAGCUCUUUUUUUUUUUUUUUUUCUUUUUCAUUGAGAAAAUAUUUAAUUGAGUGGAUGAGUGUGUGCUUGUUUAUUUUACAUAAAUCGCUUUUGCACUCCUGAAUGUCAGGUGGGAACCCCUCCACGCUUUUUGUGCACAGGCCAUAAGGGAACAGUAAAUGGGCAGUUUCGUUGCAGAGGGUUGCGGGUUGUGGAGGACGAUGCGAUGACACAAGAUGGCUGAACGGUGUCACUGUGCUUACCUGGGACAUGUAUAUCACUCUCACUGUUUACGUUGUGAUUUAAAGAAAACAUGCAAAAUAGUGGAAGUUCACUGUGACAGGUUUGCUUUUAGUUUACUGAAACAGCAUUGUUUUUUGAUGACAGUUAUGUGCAUAUACAGCUCAUAAUUAUAUAAUUAUCUACAAGGGCAUGAAUUAUUGUAUUAAAUUUCAAACGGACUAAAAGUAAAUGGCUGCAGUGUAUCUAUGACUGGUAGAAAAUAAAAACCUACAACCA